GCAGGUGGUAAGAGUAAAAGAUCCAGCAAAUAUCCAUCCGAUGGUUUCAGAGCGCCAGUGCGGCGGCGCCCUGUCAAGCGCGAGAUAAAAUCCGCCCUCCGCGAUUUCCCCCACUUCGCGUUUCCUCUCUCGAUUUGUCCAAAUCUUUUGUUCUCCUUCUCCACCGGCGAUUAGCUUGUUGUUUCCGGCAUCACUCCGCACUAGGCCGCCCCCCGCCCCGCCCCUCGCCCGCGCUGGCCUCGUCGUUUCCUUCCCCAAUUCCGCCGCCCCACCCCGCCGAUAUUUAUUUCCUGCAUCGGUAUCCAUUGCCGUUGAUAGAUUUUCCCAGCUUUUGCUGCCUCGCCGUUGCUACUAAUAUCCGCGCUGGGAUAUUUCUUCUUUUGCUUUCUUGGGCGCUCGUCCAGCCCCCCGGAGGCCUCCGGAUCUUUCGAUCGCGGCGAGCAGGCGGCUCAAGAUAGUUCGUGAAUAGGAAGGCUGAUUGGUAGGUUAUUAGGGUUUUGGGAGUUGUUUUGUCUCUGCUCCAGUACAUAGAUGAUGAAAUCCGGGGAGGAAGUUAGUCAGGGUCAGCAAAUGAACGGUUUUGUGGAGGAGAAAGCUGCUGGGGAAUCUGGGUAUGGUCGGAAGAUCGAGAGGAGCCCUUCUAUCAAUCUGAAUUCCUUGCCUGCAAUAGCCCCUGCCACGGCGGAGAUUGGUGUCUUGCACGGCGCAGUGGAGUCAGAGGCCAACGAUGCAAGCACUCACAAGGGAGACGAGUCCAGUGGCACUGAUCAGAAGAAGGUCCCGAAGAAUGAGGAAGUUGAUGAAGCUGAAGUUCAGGCCUGUGCAGAUGUGAAGAGCCACUCGGUUGACCCUUUGAACAGCGAGAACCAUGCCGGGGAGAAGGAUGCUUUGGUAACUGUGCCAGAAAAUGAGGGGUGUGCUGAUGGUGGCGAUAAUCACAAGGGAGUUCAUGUUCUCAGCAUUGUCAAAAAGGAUGAGUCUGAGGAAAUUGUUGAUUCUAUUAAUCCUGUAACCGUUGCGGGGUAUAGAGAGGAGAAGGGCACCGCCGGUUCUACUUCUGCAAUUACUGCGGUGCGAGCACCUGGCUCCCGCUCAUCUUGUUUCCAUGGUGUGACCAGGCACAGGUGGAGUGGGAAAUAUGAAGCUCAUUUGUGGGACAGUACUUGCAGAGUAGAAGGACGGAGAAGGAAAGGAAAGCAAGUUUAUUUAGGAAGUUAUGAUACUGAGCAAAAAGCUGCCAGGGCAUAUGAUGUUGCAGCUCUUAAAUUCUUUGGACUAAAUACAAAGCUGAACUUUUCGAUUUCGGAAUAUGAGAAGGAGCUGGCGGACAUACAGGACAUGUCUCCAGAGGAAUGUGUGACAUACUUGAGAAGGAGGAGUAGCUGCUUCUCAAGAGGGGCGUCUAUUUACAGAGGAGUUACAAGGUGGCGUCUCCUUCUCAUUUGUUCAGCUUGUUCAAAAAGCCAGCUUUUCUUCUUCAAACCAGCUCAAAACUCACAUGUAACCAUGUCCUACGACAGGAGGCAGAAAGAUGGUCGAUGGCAGGCACGCAUAGGACUGAUUGCUGGAACUAGAGACAUUUACCUUGGAACUUUCAAAACUGAGGAAGAAGCCGCAGAAGCUUAUGAUAUUGCUGCCAUCGAGAUACGAGGCAAAAACGCGGUGACCAACUUUGACAGAAGCAACUACAUGGACAGGGGCAUGCAUUGUAUAGAAGGCGCAGGGUUGAAGCUGCUUGCAACCAAGCCAGAAUAGUACCUGAUUUGGUAUCGUAUAUUGAACAGAUUUGGUUGGCCAUAUUUUGGAGCCUAGUGGUACAUACAGAUAGAAGAACUGGUCGCAGCCUGUCAUUAUUUGCUGCUGUAUGAUUCUUCAGAUUAUAUAUAGUUCUUUCAGAGAGAAUUUCAGUAAUUUAGCAUGCUUUGUGUCCAGAACAAGAUUUUGACCAUGCAUUACUGUUAUAGUGUUUGUAGGCUAGAGUUGCACUGGAAGAUGUUGCUUCAUUUCACAUGUCUAAAACGGAGAAUACAUUUUACUUCUAAGUUUUGAUGCUUGGUUUAAUGAAAUAUUCAAGUGUAUAUUCCCAUGA
Triticum aestivum (bread wheat) is the source of this 2089-nucleotide messenger RNA. RefSeq names its product AP2-like ethylene-responsive transcription factor BBM1. The record is from RefSeq and is a predicted model, not a curated record. The transcript has 8 exons. Gene Ontology annotation, molecular function: DNA-binding transcription factor activity; DNA binding. Gene Ontology annotation, biological process: regulation of DNA-templated transcription. NCBI's taxonomy places the organism in Eukaryota, Viridiplantae, Streptophyta, Magnoliopsida, Poales, Poaceae. The coding region runs from base 532 to 1755 and encodes 407 amino acids.